This is a messenger RNA of Nilaparvata lugens (brown planthopper), 4488 nucleotides long. RefSeq lists its product as uncharacterized. The record is from RefSeq and is a predicted model, not a curated record. Lineage: Eukaryota; Metazoa; Arthropoda; Insecta; Hemiptera; Delphacidae. The coding region runs from base 133 to 1050 and encodes 305 amino acids. The transcript has a single exon.
UCCGAGCGGCUCUAUCUUAUCGCUAACUGAAGGUAAACAUUUCUGAAAAACUACGUCUUUGCGUGCGGAAUAUUGUAUAACUCUGUUUUAAAAAUAAUUUGUGAACUUAUUUAAAAUAAUAUUUCGUGUGAAAUGUCGUGUGGUAUGUGCAACAAAUCGGUGAGAGGUGCAAACAACUCUGAAGUGAAGUGCAUAGACUGUAACAAUCAGUUCCAUGGAAACUGCGUGAGUAUGAAAGUAGAGGAAAUCAAAUUUCUAAUUGAAAGUGGUAAAUCGUGGAGAUGUGAUGGAUGCACCAGAAACAAGAGACUCAGCAUGUCUAUGGAUACGCCAAUCAAAGAGGGACAAAUCACCUUGGAGAAGUUAGCGCAAAUGCUCACCAAUGUGUCAGAGAACAUUAAAAGUGUGGAGAAGAGCUUAGGAGAUUCUAUACAAUCGUGUCACGAAUCUGUCGGUGAUGUACUCGAGAAAGUGAAAAUACAAGAAAGUCAACUCAAGGUGUGCCUGGAUAAAAUUGAGACACAAUCUACCGAAAUAAUAGCACUAAAAAAGGAAAAUGAAGAACUGCGUCGUGCCAUCUCUGAUAUUCAGCAAUAUACAAGAUCGAACUGUCUGGAGCUCCAUAAUUUUCCUCAGGAGGAAAAUGAGGAUCUUCUUGGUGUUGUGAAAUCUGUUAGCAAAGCUUUGGGACAUACAAUAACCGACCUGCAAAUAGACAAUUGUCACCGUCUUCCAACUCGUGAAAAAGAUAAAGUGCCACCAAUUAUAAUAAAACUGACUAGAAGGAUCGAUAAGGAGGAGCUGUUAAAGCGAAGGAGGGUGAUGAGGAACUUUUCAACGCGACACAUGGACCUACCAACAGACAUCCCGCUGUACCUCAACGAGAGUCUGUCGCCGGAGAACAGGAAGGUGCUAGCGCUGGCGAGAGCAGCCAAGAAAGAAAAGGACUACAAGUAUCUCUGGAUUAGGAACGGAAAAAUUUUGAUGCGAAAAUCUGAGGGUCAACCGGUAAUCUCAUUGAGUUCAGUAAGUGAUAUAAGCAAACUAUAAUGAUUACAAAUGUACUAGUUUAUUUAAUAAAAGUUUACUAAUUUUUGAAAAAUCCACGAAAGUUAAAAAUAAAUGACCGACCUUAAUGAACUAUUCUGUUUAGUACAAAACAUAAGAAGCUUAAGAGAAAACUUUGACCUUUUUUUAAUUGAGCUUGAAAGUUAUGCAAAAAAACCGCAGUGUAUAAUUUUAACAGAGAUUUGGAUAUAUAGUGAUGAGUCUGAACUUUACCCAAUAGAUGGAUACAAUUGUUUUACAAAUUGCAAUGACAAUUAUAGAGCAGGUGGAGUAGCGGUUUAUGUGAAUAAAGAAAUAACAGCAAUAGCCGAUAAGAUAGUUCUAAUCUCUGUAGAUGCCUUAAAAGUUGACUUUAUUUUUGGUAAUGUCGAAAUAAGCCUUAUCGCUGUGUAUAGAUUUCACAAUAUACCUGUAGAUGAGUUCUUCAAAGAGAUAAAAACUGUAUUAGAUAAGUUAGAUAAUGAUAAUUCUAUCAUAACAGGUGACAUAAAUAUUGAUCUGCUUGAUAGUAAUCGAGUAUCAGAUGAAUACCAAUUCAUUAUGUCAAGUUAUGGGUUUACAUCUUAUGUUAACGAACCGACUAGAGUAACCAACAUAUCAACUUCAUGCAUCGAUCACUUAUGGUUUAGAUACGUAACAACAAGGAAUUCUUUCAAUCCCUCCACAAUUAUAAAGAAUUUACUAAUCACUGAUCAUUAUGCUAUAGAGUUUUAUUUUGAGAAAAUGAUUAAGAAGCGAAUAAAUCAUUCACCCAAUACUAAUCACAAUGAAAAGCAGAAAAAAAUAAACGUUGAAAUUCUCGCCAAUAAAUUAAAUAAAAUUAACUGGAAAUGUGUCCUCGAUCUUUCAGACGUAGAUUUAGCUCUGGAUAAAUUUCUAGAAAUUUUCAGUGAGUGUUUGGAAAUAGCAUGUACAGGAGAAAGUAAUAAAAGGAAAAUAUUUACACAACCACCACAUAAACCAUGGCUCACUCCCUACUUGCUAAACCGAAUAACAGUUAAAAAUCGCUUAUACAAAAAAACCACAAAACAACCAUAUAACGAGAACUUGCUAAAUUAUUAUAAAAGGUACAGGGAUAAACUCAAGAAAGAAAUACAGGAAUCCAAAAAUAAAUAUUUUCGCGAGACUCUAAACAAUUUGAGGGGAAACUCUAAGGAGACUUGGAAAGUAGUGAAUACGCUAUUAGGAGAAAAUAACAGGAGAGAGCCAGUUAAAAAAAUGAGAGCAACAAAUGGAGAGACUCUCCUAAACGAGAAUCUAAUUGCAAAUGAGCUUAAUAAUCACUUUAUCAGUAUAUACAGCGCUAAGAAUACAAAAAAGCUAAAUAUCAACGAUUAUAACAGUUAUAAAAUGCUUUUUGACAAACCAAUUCACCAUUACCAUUCAAUGUUUUUCACACCAAUAACUAAUUUAGAGAUAGAAGGAAUUGUACUCUCAAUGAAAUCCAGAAAAUCUCCAGGCUAUGAUAAUAUAAGAAUUGAGCUAAUUAAAAAUGUAAUAAAAUCGAUCUCUAGCACCCUUGCUCACAUAUAUAACCUCAGUUUGGAGACUGGUGUGUAUCCAAAAAAAUUAAAAAAUGCAAUUGUAGUACCAAUUUUCAAAUCUGGGGAUAAAGAAAAUCCAAACAACUACCGACCUAUCGCUCUUCUCUCAGUAUUUGCAAAAAUCCUAGAGAAAGUUGUCAGGAUAAGAUUAGUAAGCUUUCUAACCAAACACAGUUUUUUCAGCAAAAAUCAAUUCGGGUUUCAAAAAGGACUAAGUACAGAGGACGCCAUGCUUAAAUUUAUCUCUGAAAUAUAUAAUGGAAUAAACAAUAAUAAGAAAUGUGCCGGCCUCUAUUUGGAUAUCCGAAAAGCGUAUGAUACUGUGAAUCACGAUAUAUUGUUGGGAAAAUUGCAAGACUCAGGAGUUAGAGGUGUAUGUAAUAAUUGGUUUAAAAGCUUUCUAAGUAAUAGGUCACAACAGGUAAGGAUUGGGGAUUCGCUAAGCGAGCUAAAACUUAUAGAUACAGGGGUAGGUCUGCCUCAGGGGUCCGGUCUAUCAGCUGAGCUGUUCCUUGUGUAUGUUAAUGAUCUUUGUAACGGCAACUUUGAGGGAUCUGUCACAGCCUUUGCCGACGACACAGCACUGAGUUACAGUGCAGAUGAUAGGGGUCAGUUGGCUCAGAUGAUUAGUGAAGAUUUGAAGAAAUUGAAUUUAUGGCUGCAGGUGAACGCCCUAGAACUGAAUGCCAGUAAAUCCCACAUAAUUGUCCACAAGCUGAGGCCUGAAGGAAAUGAUUUAAUGAAUAUAUCAUUUCAUUCAAAUGAAUGUGAUAGUCCAAUAAACUGCACCUGUGAAAAGAUUUCAGAAGCACCCCAAGUUAAAUAUCUAGGUAUUAUAAUUGAUUCCAAGCUUACUUGGAACCAACAAAUAAUUAAAUUGAAGAGGGAACUUACGUGUGUAUGCAGAAAAUUUUACUAUAUAAGAAAUUUAUGCCCCGAAUAUGUCAUGGAAUCGCUGUACUAUGCACUCGUAAACAGUAGACUACAAUAUGGAAUAGCGGUAUGGGGAGGAGCUUAUUUUAAUAACAUUAAACCUCUUGUCACCGGGCAAAAAUACAUAUUGAGGACCAUAGACAAAAAACCAAGAUUAUUUAGCUCUUUGCCAAUUUUCAGAAAAUGGGGAUUUCUACCACUAAGGUAUCUGUAUUUCUUCAAAGUAUUGUCAAUUUUCUUUUUUAGAAGUGGACAAGUGAACGUUGCUAACCGCGAAUAUUAUCUCCGAUCCGCAAGUAAUUUAACCAGACCAAGACCACACAAAGAAAUCUUUAAACGUUUUUAUUUAUUUAUAGCCCCAAAAGUAUACAAUGAAAUUCCAAUUAGCAUAAGGCAGCAAAAAAAUCCGAGAAGUUUCAAGUUUUUUCUGAAGAAUUGGUUAUUGGAAAAGCAGGAUGUUGAAGUGUGGUUUAGAGAUCUCAGAUAAAAACUUAAUAAUAUUGCAAUAGAAGUAUAGUUACAGGUCAUUUAAAGAAAUCUAUUCAAUGUGUGAAAUAUUCAAAUCUAAGCUUAGUAGGUAUUUGUUUCUGUUUGUGAUGUAAAUAGAUAUUAUUAUUCAAGGUAAAACAACCCAAGUUGGAGAGUGUAGAUAUAAGUGAUUAAGUGCCCUAAGAUUGCUCUAGAAUAGAUAGAUGGCAAGGGAUACGUUAAGUUGAAUUUUUCACCUUAUGAUGAAUGGAUAUAAGUGGAAGAGUAAUUAUAUUGUUUGUUUUUAAAUAGAGAAGACAAGUUUUGUUGAUUCUAGUACCUAACAGUUUUCUUCGCGACAGGGAUGUAGUAAUUAUUAUUUAUAGGUUUAUAAUUUUUCUAAAUGACUAAAACUAUUUGCUGGUAACUCCCAUAAAGGAAUCCUCGGGAGUACCUAAUUUCUCUGAUAAGGAAG